Molecule: messenger RNA, 954 nt
Organism: Hansenula ciferrii
Lineage: Eukaryota; Fungi; Ascomycota; Saccharomycetes; Phaffomycetales; Wickerhamomycetaceae
Gene: SPT3
Product: transcriptional regulator SPT3
Exons: 1
Coding region: 1-954 (317 amino acids)
Biological process (GO): transcription by RNA polymerase II
Cellular component (GO): SAGA complex
Molecular function (GO): transcription coregulator activity; protein heterodimerization activity
Source: RefSeq, a predicted model, not a curated record
AUGAACGGGAACAAUCCAGACAAGUACAAGUACAGAAUAGAGAUCCAACAGAUGAUGUUUGUCAGUGGUGAAACAAACGAUCCACCAAUUGAAACAACUUCAUUAAUUGAAGAUAUUGUAAAAGGUCAAGUUGUGGAAAUUAUUAUACAAUCAACAAGAACUGCAAAUUCUAGAGGAAGUAAAUCCAUAUUACCUGAAGAUAUUAUAUUUCUGAUAAGAAGUGAUAAGGCAAAAGUUAAUAGAUUAAGAACUUAUUUAUCUUGGAAAGAUGUUCGUAAAAAUGCUAAAGAUCAGGAAGCUGGUGGUGUGGAAGGUACUGAUUUAAUUGAUGAUUCUAUUGGUCAAGCUGGUAAGAAUACAAAUGAUAUGAUGAAAUUGAAAAAAUCCAAGAUUAGAUUACCAUGGGAAAUUCAAUUUAUGUUUAGUGAACAACCUUUAGAUGAUGAUAAUGAAGAACCUGAUGAUGCUGAACGUGAAGCUACUUUAGUUUCAUUGAAAAGAUUGAAAACAGCGGAUGAUAGAACUAAAAAUAUGACAAAGGAUGAAUAUGUUCAUUGGUCUGAAUGUCGUCAAGCUUCAUUCACAUUUCGUAAAGGUAGAAGAUUUAAAGAUUGGGCUGGGUUUUCAUCAUUAACUGAUGGGAAACCAAGUGAUGAUGUUAUUGAUAUUUUGGGGUUUUUAACUUUUGAAAUUGUAUGUUCAUUAACUGAAGAAGCUUUAAUUGUUAAACAAGAAGAAGAAAGUUUAAAUAAAUUAAGUAUAAGUGCUAAACAAACUAAUGAUAAUAAGAAGAAAAGAAAACAUUUAUUUGAUGGUCCUGAUGAAACUGCAAAACCUAUAUCUACAGACCAUAUAAUUGAAGCUUGGAGAAGAUUACAAAAAAUUACACCGGCUCAUAAAGCUUUAAGAAAUUUUAGAGGUGGUAGAUUAUUAUCUACAACAAAUGUUAUAUGA